AUGGACGAAAAUCCCAAAGAGAGCGGCAGCAGCAGCGGCGGUGCAAAGUUCCGGGGCGUGCGGCGGCGGCCGUGGGGGAGGUACGCGGCGGAGAUUCGCGACUCCAACCGGCACGGCGCUCGGAUUUGGCUCGGGACGUUUGGCACUGCUGAGGAGGCGGCCCGAGCAUAUGAUCAGGCCGCGUAUACCAUGAGAGGACAGCUGGCUGUCCUCAAUUUCCCCCACGAGUACCCGGCAUUCGCUUCCCGGUCCUCAUCCUCGUCCUCGUCCUCAUCCUCGUCUUCGGCGUUAUCGACCGUGGCGCCGAGAAAUGAAGCGGAGGAGGGGAAACAAGUGAUCGAGAUUGAGUACUUGGAUAACAAGUUGCUGGAAGAUCUUCUUGAAUUUGGAGAGAAAAACACAACUAAAUAGUAAUACUCCUAGUUUCUUAAUUUGCUUAUGAAUGUCACGUAAUCGGGAAUGGUACAACAGAGUAAUACUACUUGAUUAAACAGAGUAAUUGCUGUCAAUAAAUUAAAUUAGAAUUGAUUCAGCAGUGCAAGCGUGAGAUAUACUUGUAUUAUUAUUCAUUUAAUCAUUUA
Molecule: messenger RNA, 581 nt
Organism: Salvia hispanica
Lineage: Eukaryota; Viridiplantae; Streptophyta; Magnoliopsida; Lamiales; Lamiaceae
Source: RefSeq, a predicted model, not a curated record